Molecule: messenger RNA, 1467 nt
Organism: Malassezia sympodialis ATCC 42132
Lineage: Eukaryota; Fungi; Basidiomycota; Malasseziomycetes; Malasseziales; Malasseziaceae
Biological process (GO): peroxisome organization
Cellular component (GO): peroxisomal membrane
Source: RefSeq, a predicted model, not a curated record
AUGCCAUCGGAGCCGGACAAGGUCACCGAGGCGAAUCUUGCCAAGCUGAAUACAGCUGCACAGACCGCUGAAAAUGAAAUUUUGUCUCCUAUAUCAGAGGGAUCGGAAGAUCGGCCCCAGUCUGUACGCUCAACACUUUCCUUCUCUCAGCGCACUAUGGACACGAUGAACACGAUGAUUAUUCGGUCAAUCCUAGCGGUGAAUGAGGAGCCGAAGCGGCUACCCACCGAAAGGCGCAAGGCCCCCUUAUCUGUACCAACAACCGCUGUUAAUUUCCGUGGCUUUGUGCAAAAGUCUGGCCCCAUGUUUGUAUUUCAAGACGGUGUUGAGUCAACGCUGAUGUGGGAUGACUGGCUCUGGACGUCCUUGUGGAUGGGCAUUUGGGCUGUGGUAUCGCUUCAUCCGCGACUUUUUAUCUGUGUCCCGCCGGCAAUUGCUGUAACCAUCAUGUGCAAUACGUUCUUUAUCCGGUUCCCUAUAACCGAUGAGACACGCAACAUGCCGCCGGGUGAUGCGCUUCGCUCCGUGCUGCAGGGUUGCAAUGUACUCCAUACCGAACCCACUGCGCCUCCCAUCGAACCUCGGCCCGUCGUGGAGGGGGAAAUGAAGUACUUCUUGCAUAUGCGUGAUAUCCAGAACAUGAUGCGCCUGAUUAUCGAUGGCUAUGACCACAUUUCGCCUGUGGUCAAAUACUUGAAUUGGUCGGAUGUGCCGCGAACCUUGAGAAUUUUCCAGGCGUCGAUUGUUGUCUUGGUUCUCAUGUACUUCGUGGCGCCGCUCAUUCCAUGGCGCCUCCUUGUUUUCCUGGCCGGCGAAUUUGUUCUGAUUCAUCACCAUCCAUGGCUCCAGCCGGCCUUGAAUGCCAUUAAAAAACACGUACACUCGGCUCGACGCUCGCAUCGCCGUGCACAGCGUCAGCAUCGCCUCAAGCAACGCCUUUUGGAUAUGCUGGAUGAGGAUCGUCUGCCUGAGUAUGUUUGGGAGCGAGGUUGGAAAAACGUGGAAGUCUAUGAAAACCAGCGCUUACUCUCUAGUCGACAAGACGGAGUAGAUGAACGCUCGUGGGGCUCACAAAACCUGAAACAAGGCGAGCGCCAAGCGUGGACUCGAGGCAGUGAUGGAUUUAGUGCAUCAGACACCACAGCCGAGACGAUCCGACACGAACCGGAAGAAGGCUAUGAAUGGAUCGACGGUGAUGACUGGCGAAUCGACUGGGGCGGAGCCUGGAGCCGGGUUGGAGUAGACGACCAGGGCUAUGUUUAUACGGACAAUUGUUGGAGCCAUCCAGCGCCCUAUGCAUAUGGCGUUGAUACUUCUGUGCCCAAGACCCCGAGUAUGACGAGUGAGACGGAAGAGGAUGAGCUUGAUCAGAUGUCGGAGGAUGAAAUUUCCGGCUCCUACCGUGCUGUUACGCGCAGGCGGCGAUGGCUCCGUCGCGCAGUGAAGGUGGCCGAGACAAAGAGUUAA